This is a messenger RNA of Trametes versicolor FP-101664 SS1, 1325 nucleotides long. RefSeq lists its product as uncharacterized. NCBI's taxonomy places the organism in Eukaryota, Fungi, Basidiomycota, Agaricomycetes, Polyporales, Polyporaceae. The record is from RefSeq and is a predicted model, not a curated record. The annotation marks the transcript as partial. The transcript has 2 exons.
CCCGUCCGCCAAUGAGCCUGCGGGGUGGGAAGGUAUCAUCGUUCCCCACAAACGGGGAACCCCGCCGUACGAAAAGCCUCCGUCGCGGCAGUCGACAUCCGAGUCCGCUCGGUCGUCGCCACCAAUAUCCAUACCCGCUAGGAGGGCCGCGGCGCAGCGCAAAGUGCCGUUAUUGCCACUCUACCAUCCCCUUGGCCCCCUUGCGCAGUCUCUGCCAGAACUCGAUCCCGGAUAUUUCGGCCUGCCGGGCUCGCUGAAUAUCGAAGACCCGGACGACCAGCGUGAAGGCGAUCCCGCGAGACGCUCAACGUCGCGUACGCAGCGACCGGGACAGAAGACUCGCGAGCGCGAAAUGGGUGACGACGAUGCGCAGACUAACGGCACCCCGAAUGGCACGGGCAAGCCUGGCGCGGAGGCCGCGACCAAAAACCCAAGCCCGCGCAAGCGGCGUGGGGGCGGUGCCAAGCGCAAGAGGAAGGACGCGGACGAUGGGGAUCCCGCCUUCCCUGCGCCCCCAGCGAAACGCACACGCAACCCGCGUGGUGCAAACUUAAACGUGCCCGUCGCGCCCUCCCCUCUCAUCAGCGAGGCGGUUGUCGCGUCGGACCUCGUGGAGGAUGCCGUCGAGGGGGGCGGGGAGCCGGACGCGCCACCGGAGGAAGCACCUCCCGCGCCGAAGCGGAGCGCGCGUACGCGGAAACCGCGUGCAAAACCGGCGAAGCGCAGGGACUCAAGCGGCAGCGCGAGUACGACCACGUCUGUGUCGGUGACCAUAACAGCAACGGCCAAGUCUGCUGCACAGUCACAGCUGGAGGGCGAGCCCGCAGUGGAAGUGGCACCCGAAGCGAAGCCCGAGCCCGCAGCAGCGCCGCAGGAAGACACCCCGACCCCGGCGCAGGCUGAAGAGCUUAUCGUACCGCAGAAGGAGGUCGAGAAGAAAGUCGAGGAGCUUCCUCCCUCACCGUCAGAACCACCUCACGAUGAGACACCCGCUAUUGUUGCGCCGGCUGUCAUCCCUAAGCGCGAAGAGCCCCCGCCGAAAGCCAGUGCGCCCGCCGACCCCCCGGCUCCGCCGCCGCCGCCGCCCCCUCGCCAUAUCUCUCCGCCUCCGAUGCCAGCGCCCGUACCGGUACCACCGCCGCAGAAAGAAGAGCGCGAAGAAGGCGAGUUAAGCGAUGACGCGUGACGUCAGGAACCAGGAGCCUGCAUCGCGGGAUGAUACGGAGACUGUGGGAGGCGGUGGAUUGUACAUAUCUAGUAGUUUGGUUCUCUCUUUGGCACAUCUCCUCUGGUCCGGGUCCGGGCUCGUUAAUCCCACUGUAUAC